AUGAAGAAUCACGCUUGCCAAUAUCCAGGCUGCACCAAAAGCUUCACGCGAGCUGAGCAUUUACGUCGCCACGCGCUCAAUCACGAGCAGCCUCGUAAUGGCUAUACAUGUGAGCGCUGCUCCGUCCACUUCCAACGCGCAGAUCUACUAGGUACGGGAGCGGAUAUGCAGUCUCAAAGUAUCACAAUUAUAUCAAUGCUGACCUUUCCGACAGCGCGCCAUAUGGAAAGACACACAAAACGUGAUCUCGAAGCUGGGGGGCCGGGCCAGGGGACGUUGAAAACACGCAAGCGGAUGAGGAGGGCGGAAGAUGGCUCAAUCAUAGUUCGGCCAUCUCAGAGGCAGCUCAGAAAGCCGGUUACCCUGGCUGAGCGAUCUCCCGUCUCUGUGGAUCCCUCAAACCAAGACCCCGGGGAGGAAUACUUCCAAGAUGAUGCCCCGUUAUCGCCACCAGGCUCAGGAACAGACCCGACAUCGAUGUCAAUUGAUGAAACGGAUUCCUUUUUGGCGCCGUUGAUGCCAACGGGUCUUUUUGAACCAUAUGUCGACCCGAUUCCGGGUCAGUUUGAUGCGGCGGAUGGAUCCUACAACGUCGAAUUGGAUGGGAUUGGGGAUUAUUUUGGAAUGGAUACUGCGACCGAUUUCAAUCUUCCAUUCGCCGCAACUUGCAAUUACAACUGGCUCUUCGAUGUCUCCUCGCUCGACGAUGCGUUCAAUCACUUCGAUAUGCCGGUCGCAUUCAGUGCAGCCCCCGUGCCAGAACCAGCCCAUCCCGAUCCUGUCGAGGCUUUCGAAAAGUAUGACGGACCGUCCGCUCUACUAAUGGCCUCCGUUAUGGAUAAGAGCGAGGCGGUUGGGGAAAUGACAACUCCCGCGCUGCCGAAUCUGCCGGACUUGGACUGGAUGUCCGGGUCUACCAUGCUAGAAAGUGAGACCCCGAGCAGAUUACCGAUCAUUUCCGAGAAUGCGCGGCAGCGUAUAUUACAUCUGGUAUCACAAGCACAUCCAACGAGUAUAGACGGGCACCCGACAGCCCCCCAAUCGCCUCUGUUGACACUUCGGGCACUGCAAGACUAUAGCGAUCUGUUUUUCAACCGCUUCAACACGCAAUAUCCUCUUAUUCAUCAGCAUACGUUCGAUGCGAAUGCGGCGGCACCCGUGUUUCUGGCUUCCAUUCUCUUCAUGGGGGCCACAUAUAGCACCCGUGAAGCACACCAAUUGGCCGUGGAAGUGCAUGAUGUUCUGCGUGGUCAAUUACUCUGCCACCCCGACUUCUCUCCGCAAGCUGACCUAUGGGUUCUGCAAACUAUGUUGCUCAUAGACUGCUUUGGGAAGAUGCGAGCCGGACCAAAACAGAGAGAGCGUGCUCAGUUAUUCCACUGUGUCUUGAUCAAGAUGAUCCGACGCAGUAACUGUUGCAACAUUCGAGACUUUUCUGGAUUCGGUGAGGCUGAUGACCUGGACCCUAUUUGGAGACGCGCUAUGGACGAGGAGCAGCGGAAGCGAGUUGCCAUGCACUGUUUCAUGUGGGACACCCAACACGCAGUUUUAUUCUCGCAGUCGCUUUGUAUGUCGGCCUUUGAGAUCAGAUCUUCCUUGCCUUGUGGCCCGGCAGCCUGGGAGGCAUCUUCCGCUCAAGAAUGGGCGCACCAUGCGUCUCGGGAAGAGAACAAGCAGUUCCUAGCAGUUCUCAAGGGAUAUAUCAAUCCAGCUGCCGUCGCGAGACCGCGAGAAAUGAAUGCGCUCGCCCGUAUUGUUGUGCUGCAUGGCUUGAUGUCUGUCUCGGCAGAUUUGAAGCGUCGAGACCAGACAACUCUACGGUCGGAAACACCGGAGCAAGUCGGGGUAUGGACACCACGCAUGGGCCGUUCUUAUGAUUUGUGGAAGGUGGAUUUCGAUGCAGAUUGUUUGGCGAUGAAGAUCGCCCGAACUGCCGGUGCGCGACAAUUGACCGGGCUCAAGAUCUCCGGACAUGCGCUAUACCAUGCUGCUUAUAUUGCUUUGAAUGUCGAAGUCCUAGAUCUGCAGAUCGUUGCAGGUGCUUCACAAAUUCUGGGUCGUGUAGUCACCGAAGCUGAUCAUGCACGCUCCAUGCGCAAUAUUACCAGAUGGCUGCAGGAAGAGAUUGGGUCGUUCUGCAUAACGGCCCGACAGGCUUCGUCUUUACUUCAGAGUGCAGUCUUGGGUCUCCAUGACUGGGACCAGGCCGAUUCUUUCCAUUUCCCAUGGUGUUUGUACUUGUGUACUCUGGUGUCUUGGGUUUUCCAUCGGGGACUCGAUGUCUCUCCAGAGAGCCAAAGACUCAAGACUGAUCUCCCCUCACUCAUUGUGACAGUGGUGAAUUGUUCGAAUGUCGAUGGUUUGGCAGAGAUAUCCGGGAGAUAUUGUCCACGCCCUCUGGUAGCAGCUAUGGCACAGCAAUUGGCGACUGUAAGAUGGGCAGUUGUCCAUGAUGCGAUGAAGGUUCUGGUAGGAUUGUCUUGA
Molecule: messenger RNA, 2484 nt
Organism: Penicillium olsonii
Lineage: Eukaryota; Fungi; Ascomycota; Eurotiomycetes; Eurotiales; Aspergillaceae
Source: the annotation of a GenBank genome assembly